Messenger RNA from Sitodiplosis mosellana (orange wheat blossom midge), 2127 nucleotides. Its product is annotated as chaoptin-like. Lineage: Eukaryota; Metazoa; Arthropoda; Insecta; Diptera; Cecidomyiidae. Gene Ontology annotation, molecular function: protein binding. The transcript has 2 exons. Gene Ontology annotation, cellular component: extracellular matrix. The record is from RefSeq and is a predicted model, not a curated record. The annotation marks the transcript as partial.
AUGUGGGAUGGGGAGAUUGGCGAGCAUCGUUCAAGAGAUCUAUUUUUAUUUGAAAGUUAUCUGGGCAAUGACGGAUUUACUGCAGGCUCAAGCUCAAUUACCGACUGUUUCUACGUUAACGGUGUUGAUCAAGCAGUGACAUUCGUGUGUGAAAGUUUUAAUGGAACAUAUCCAAAAAGCAACUGUUACCAAUUACUUUUCAAAGAUAAUUUGUGGGCAACCAAUAGAGCCAAAUUGAAAGCACUAAAAAUUGGUAGCUGUAGAGGAUCAGGAUUCAAUGAAGAUCUUUUCAAAACUUUCGAAAAUUUACGUGAAUUUGAUUUUUCAUUUUACGGAGUGACAUAUUUAAAUUCCAAAAUUUUAAAUCUAAGGAAGUUGGAAAUACUGAAUGCAUCGCAUAACCUACUCCCAAGCAUUCCGAGUGGCCUGUUCUCUAAUACACCAAAUAUCACGGACGUAGAUUUUUCAUACAAUAAAUUCACUUCAGUUGAUGAAGUUUAUUUCAAAGGAGCUGCAAAAUUAACCAAAAUCAACUUUUCGCAUAAUCAAAUCUCAGUAUUGAAUAGUGCCAUCUUUAAAGACCUCAAUGAACUGCAUUCAGUAGAUUUGAGCAGUAAUUUAAUAAGAACUAUCAACAAGAACCUGUUCAACAAUAAUCACAAAUUAAAAGUACUACGAUUGGAUAACAACCCGUUGCAAACGUUUGAUUUUCUUCCCAAUUUCAUGAAAUCAGCUUCAGUGAAUAUUACACUGAACCAUAUUUCGCGACUUGAUGUAAGUUCUUUAGGAGGUUCCGUUCAAGUUGAUUUAGUAAACGAAAAUGAGGUGCUUUUCCGUUUAACUGAAAGUAAUUCCAAGCUAAUCAUAAUAAAGGAAAGUUUUGAAAGCUUAAAUUACUUGAAUAUCUCUGGAAAUCACAUCGAAAACACUGCACAGAUCGUUGAUUUAUUGGGAUCAUCAAUUGAAACAUUGGAUGUGUCAUCGAAUUUUAUGGAGAAAUUAAAUGUGCAGACUUUUGAAAAAUUCAUCAAUUUAAAAAGUUUGAAUGUGAAAAGUACAAACCUGAGCGCCAUCAAUUUCGACCAGUUGCAGAAUGUUUCGUUUUCCACGCACAACAAAAAUUUAGAGUCACUGAAUUUAGAGAGCAACCCGAUUGUUCGUUUCGAUUGUAACAUUUUUACACUGCUUAAGAAAUCAGUUGCAGUUCAAGUUUCCUGUGAUCAUAUCAAAGAAAUUGAUACAAGCUGCAUGGAGAAUGCGUUAAAAAUCGACUUGGAUGUCAAAGGGAUCAUAUUCCGAGUUUUAAAUCACUUAAAUCGCUACUCCGAACUGAAAUGUCGCAAAGAAACGUUACAAAAUGUCAAAUAUUUGAAUAUCUCCAGCAACGAGCUCGAAAAUACACCUCAAAUAAUCGCAUUGCUGGGAUCAUCCAUCGAAAUAUUGGACGUGUCUUUAAACUUUCUACGCAAAUUAGACGCCAACAUCUUCGAAAAGUUCGAAAAUUUGAAAUAUUUGAAUUUGAAACAAACGCAGCUGUCGAAAAUCUCUUCAGACACGAUGCAUCAUCUCCCGUUCUAUCGAAAUGGCAAGAAAUUGCAAGAGCUGUACAUGGAUAGAAAUCCAAUAGAACGAUUCGAUUGUAAUGUACUUUUGCUAUUGAUGAGUUCAAUUUUGAUCGAAGUUUCAUGGGAAAAUGUUAAAGAGAUCGAUACAAGUUGUAUGGGCGAUUCGUUCCAAAUGCAUGUGGAUAAAGGAAAAAAAGAUGUCAUUUUUCAAAUACCAAACGAUAACUCUGAGUUACACUGUUUGAAGGAACAUUUUCAGAAAUUAAUUUAUUUCAAUAUUUCUGGGAAUCAUUUCAAGAAUACGGCGGAAUUGAUAGAUCUAUUCGGACCCGCUUUACAAACACUAGAUGCAUCGUCAAACUUUAUCGGAAAAUUAAAAGCAAAAACCUUCAAAAAGUUGCUUAAUCUGCAGUAUCUCAAUCUCAGCAACACCAAUCUAUCGAACUUUUGCUUCAACACUUUUUACCAUCAAACUAAACUGAAGACACUCGAUUUGUCUUUCAACCGAAUGAGGAAGGUGGACUUCACACUAUUCCUGAGAAAUUUUAGAACAUUAACCACU